This is a messenger RNA of Penicillium oxalicum, 1335 nucleotides long. RefSeq names its product peroxidase family protein. The coding region runs from base 1 to 1335 and encodes 444 amino acids. The record is from RefSeq and is a predicted model, not a curated record. The transcript is spliced from 7 exons. NCBI's taxonomy places the organism in Eukaryota, Fungi, Ascomycota, Eurotiomycetes, Eurotiales, Aspergillaceae. Gene Ontology annotation, molecular function: peroxidase activity.
AUGCGCUUCCUCGACAGCUUGUCAGUGCUCUGCGUACUGCCGUUCAUAAGUCAAGCCGCGGCAUUCCCGGGGGCCGGGGGCAAUCACCACGACGUAAAGCUCCAUCACAAUCAACACAAACGAUGUCCAUUUGCGGACGACGAAGCUUCAGUGGAAACGAAGCACGAGAAACGAUUCUUGGUGAGCUCGAUGAAAUCGCCAAUUGACGUGACUGGAGUCCAUGCAUUUCACCCACCCAAUUUCGAAAACGGUGACCAGCGCGGGCCAUGCCCCGGCUUGAAUGCCUUGGCAAAUCAUGGGUAUAUUCCUCGAGAUGGAGUUGUUUCGUUCGGCCAUGUGAUCACAGCUGUCAACAAAGUAUACGGUAUGGGAGUCGAUCUAGCCACCGUGCUUGCAAUUAUGGGAACCGUAUGGACGGGGAAUCCCUUGUCUCUGGAUCCCAGAUUCUCCAUCGGCGGCCGCGAUACUGGCGUCAACGACCUUCUGGGUAACCUGGGUGGUCUGCUUGGGGAACCGCAGGGUUUGAUCGGGUCGCACAAUUUCAUUGAAGCGGACUCCUCCAACACGAGAGACGAUCUCUACGUCACAGGCAACAACUAUGCCAUGAACAUGGACAAGUUCAUGUCAUGGUACAAUAUGUCUGCCGACGGGACGUUUGACAUGGAUCUGAUGGCUUUGCGAGCCAAAUCUCGAUUCGACGAAGCCAUUCAGACCAACCCAGGUUUCUACUACGGCCCCGUCACUGGCUUGAUUGCACGAAACGCUGGAUAUAUCUUCCCCGGUCGGCUCUUCCGCAAUCAUUCGCAGGAGAACCCAGAGGGGGUCUUGACCAAGAGUCAUUUGAGAAACUUUUACGGUGUCUAUGGGGACGAAGGCAACCUGACCUACAAACAAGGCUGGGAGAGAAUCCCCGAGAACUGGUUCAAAACACCAGUGGACUAUGGUCUGGUCCAGCUCAACUUGGACACGAUUGACUUCUUGCUCAAGUACCCAGAGCUGGGAAGCGUGGGCGGGAAUACGGGACAAGUCAACAGUUUCGUCGGCGUCGAUCUUGCGGACCUCACAGGUGGAAUCUUCAAUGUGACAAACUUGUUGCAGGGCAACAAUCUUCUCUGUUUUGUCUUCGAGGUGCUUAAAUUCGCAAGCCCCAACGCGCUCUCCGGUCUCUACUCGACGCUUGCCAGACCUCUGGCCUUUUUAGGGAACAUUCUUGCAGAGCCAUUGUUGGACAUUACCUGUCCAGCCAUGCAUGACCUUCAAAUAGGUGGCACAUCGUUCUGGCAAGCGAUUCAGAAUGACUUCCCGGGCGCGAAAAAGAGCGGUCGCGCAUUUUGA